GAACCUUCUUCGUCCAAAGUCUCCAUUCUCCAUGAUCGCAGAAAUCCACGCUUGAUUUUCGUCAAUUCGGCUUUUAGUCAGUCGAAUUUGCAAGGAAUUUCGCAAAUUUAGUCUCAAAGCAAAAGAUUCAACAUGUCGUCCGGCGUGUCUGCAGCUAAUUCACAAAGGCUUCAGAAACUGUUCGACGGCGUGGACAGCGACGCCGACGAUGCAGAUGAUGGCUUCUACUCAAAGGUGCAAGAGCCGAAGGCCCAUCAAGAUGGAGAGUCAAUUUCCUUCAGCCAGAGCUCAAGCCCUACCCCAUCUCAAAAUUUGCAGCCAAAUGAAAGCUAUGCACUUUCUUUUGACAACCCUAUGAGCAACCAAGAUUUUGUCAUCCUCGAACAACCGCCAGAUGAAAUCCUGCAGUUGCCUUCAAAUGAUGAAAUGUUUGCUGUGAUCACCAAGAACAAAUCUGUGGAUGAAUUGACAAAGGAAAAUGCUUUGCUCAAAGAGAUCUUGAUCCAGAAGAAUGCUGAACUGCACAACUCGCACGAUGUGCUCGAGGUCAACAAGAAUUUGAUUGCCAGCAAUGAAGCCCUAAUUUCUGCCAAAGAGAACAAAAUUGUUGAUUUGAUGAAUGAAUUGAAGCACACAAAGAGAUCAAACAAAAUGCUCCUUAGAACUGUUGUGAAUUUUGCUCAAAAGUUGAAACAAAAUGGUUUGCUCACAAAUUACUACAUAAAGAAGCUUUCAACUUGGAAGAAAGAUCUGGAUGAAAAUAAAGAUGGCAACCAAAAUCCAUUUGAUAUUGAAGAGGAAAAGUUGCCCCCUGUUGAAGAUGCCACAAAAGAAGCACCAAAGGUUGUGGAGCAGCAACUUACCUCUGAGGUGCGGAUUAAGCUUAUUAGAUGUGAUGCCGAUCAAGUUGAGACACCUGAAGCUGCUCCUAUUCUUGUUGAGAAAACUGAAAAUGAUGUCAUGAAUGUGCCCGUCUCUGAGCAGGAGGCCUCAAAUCUGUCUUCCAAGUUGGUUAUAGAUGAGGAGGCCCCUGUUGAAGACCCAGAAGAGAAUACGCCAGUCAUGGGCUCUAAAAUGGAGGUCUCUGUUGAUAUCCCUCAAGUGGAUGCCCCUGUCAAGAACUUUGAAAAGGAUGCUGCUGCCAAAGACCUUGUCAAUGAGGCCCCUGCUGAUGUCUUUGAGAAGGUAGCCCCUGUACAAGAUGAAGAAAUGGAGGCUGAUGCUGAACUGCAGCAAUUGGAAAUGCUUCAGGCUAACGAUGAUCAAAUGGAUGCCGAUGAAGCCUCCAAAGAACCUGAAAAAAUGCAGGUGGACAAAAUUCUGGAGCCAGGAGAGGGUGACAAAACUCAGAUUGAUGUUACCUCUGAAGAAGAUGCCAACAUUAGGAAGUUCAAUGAACGCUUGUUGGUGAGGGUUCCCAGAAAGCAUCUGAAGAGGCUGUCUGUGUCCAUGAAAACCCCUGUGCUUCUUGGAAUUUGGAGGUUCUCUCCCACCUCUGUCACAAAGCGUCUUUUGACGUACAAACCGACCCUGCUCAAGUUGUUCGGUGUGCUCGAUGACACUGCGACAAAAACUUGCAUUGAUAUCGAGGCCAUUCCAUUGGAACAAAUUUAUGAAAUGUACCAAAGUGGCAAUCAGGAGGAAGAUUCGGCUGAUGAUUCUGCUACCUCGAGUGAGGAACUGUCUGGCUCGGACUCCAGUGCUCUGGAAUCUGAAGAUGACAUCCCUGCAGUCGUUGAGCCUCCAAAGGAAAAGGAAAAGACUCGUAGCCAAGGAAAGAAGCCAUCAAAGGUUCAGCAGCUGAAGGGCGAGCAGAAGGAAAAUUCUGCUGAUGAUUCUGCUACCUCGAGUGAGGAACUGCCUGGCUCGGACUCAAGUGCUCUGGAAUCUGAAGAUGACAUCCCUGCAGUCGUUGAGCCUCCAAAGGAAAAGGAAAAGACUCGAAGCCAAGGAAAGAAGCCAUCAAAGGUUCAGCAGCUGAAGGCUAAAAUGUCCAAAAACAACCCUGUUCUCCAGAAAAAGCGUAAUAAGUAGACACUAGGUCUGAUCAAGAUGUACAAGCCUGAGCAACAAAUUAUAAAGUUCUUAGAUCAUCGUCUCCCAAGUACGUUGUGAAAAAUUCUGCUUUUUUAUGUUUCUUUACUCGGUAAAAAUUAUUCUGCCAAAUUGUUAAAACAAUGGCCAAGUCAAUUAGCUCUAUGAAAUAAGAUUCCGUACUGGGGUGACAAAAACCACUCAAAAUAUAUGCAUAAAAAUUGCCAGGCUUAAAUUUUUAAGUUUUUCUCAAGAGGUACAUGUCACUGUAAACAUAAAAUUUUGAAACAAAUAU
This is a messenger RNA of Neocloeon triangulifer, 2329 nucleotides long. RefSeq lists its product as uncharacterized. Lineage: Eukaryota; Metazoa; Arthropoda; Insecta; Ephemeroptera; Baetidae. The transcript has 9 exons. The record is from RefSeq and is a predicted model, not a curated record. The coding region runs from base 133 to 2034 and encodes 633 amino acids.